Molecule: messenger RNA, 351 nt
Organism: Didymosphaeria variabile
Lineage: Eukaryota; Fungi; Ascomycota; Dothideomycetes; Pleosporales; Didymosphaeriaceae
Exons: 3
Coding region: 1-351 (116 amino acids)
Cellular component (GO): cytoplasm
Source: RefSeq, a predicted model, not a curated record
AUGGUUCUCACACCUCCGCAGCUCGGCAAGGUUGCCCACUAUGCCUUCGAUGCAGUCUUGAGUACACAUACAAAGGAUAUGGAUUCCAGUCUUCCGAAAGCUGACGUUCGCAGUAUCCGCCUUCCUUGCCGGCGUGCGACGCUCCACUGGCCUCACGUACGUUCCCUCUCCAAGCGCAUGCCCAAUCCGCAUACCAAAUUCCCUCCGUAUCCCAGUGUGAAAUCAGAGAACUUUACCGAGACACCCGGCCUGAAGAAGUGGAUCGACAACUACCUCUGGGUGGGCGAGUGGACCAUGGACCAGAGCGUCGCUGUUUUCGGCACGUCAGGAUACUUCGAGCGGAAGCGUUGA